AUGGUGAUGGCAGCAUUUUAUGACAAAAACGGACGGAAGAAAGGUGCAUGGAGUGAAGACGAAGACAAGAAGCUCAGAACCUAUAUCGAAAGAUAUGGCCAUUACAAUUGGCGUGAACUUCCUAAGCUUGCUGGUUUGUCUAGAUGCGGAAAGAGUUGUAGGUUGAGAUGGAAGAAUUAUCUGUCCCCAAAUGUGAAACUCGGAAACUUUUCAAAAGAGGAAGAAGAUCUAAUUGUCGCUUUACAAAACAAGCUUGGCAACAAAUGGUCAAAAAUCGCUGAAAAAUUGCCAGGAAGAAGUGACAAUGAGAUAAAAAAUCAUUGGCAUGCACAUUUGAAAACAAGCACCCAAAAAGAUCAAGCAAUGUCGUCAAAUAAUAAAGAUAGAAGAAUUGGAAGUUUGAAGAAGGCCUAUAAGAGUAAACCUAAAGUAAGUCCAACCAACAAAAAAUCAAACUUUAAACCCCAACAGGGAGUUGAAAAUGUAGUAGUUAAUACUAUGGCUUCAUCACAAUCAUCGCCAUCAACUACCGCAACAUCUUCUUAUUGUUCGUUGAGUGACUUUAAUAAUGCAACUUCUUCAAGUCAUGAUGUUGUCACACAAUCUUUUGAAUACAAUAAUAUUAUGGAAGGAGAUUUCUGGACAGAACCCUUUAUACUAGAUGACAACUCUAGCAUCUACCAAAGUGAUACUUUGUUGUCACCUUUGGAUUUAGCCGAUGAUUACAUCAACCAAGCUUCUUACCAAGAUAUAAUGAUGAAUGGUUCAUGUUUUUGGUCAAUGUAA
Molecule: messenger RNA, 786 nt
Organism: Erigeron canadensis
Lineage: Eukaryota; Viridiplantae; Streptophyta; Magnoliopsida; Asterales; Asteraceae
Product: transcription factor MYB13-like
Exons: 3
Coding region: 1-786 (261 amino acids)
Source: RefSeq, a predicted model, not a curated record